Molecule: messenger RNA, 304 nt
Organism: Vavraia culicis subsp. floridensis
Lineage: Eukaryota; Fungi; Microsporidia; Pleistophoridae
Exons: 1
Biological process (GO): ribosomal small subunit assembly; translation
Cellular component (GO): ribosome; cytosolic small ribosomal subunit
Molecular function (GO): structural constituent of ribosome; RNA binding
Source: RefSeq, a predicted model, not a curated record
UGGUUCACUCACAUCUAAUUCAGGCAAUAAAAGAUUUACUGUAUCCUACGUUAGAAGAAGUAAAACGAACGAACAAGCGCAAAAAGUUGAUUCCCGACCCAAACGGAUUCUUUAUAAGGGUUAAAUGUGCAAGCUGUGAUGCACAGACAGUGUGCUACUCGCACACACAGAACAAGAAGCUGUGCGGAGAGUGUAAUGCGCCUAUUUGGUAUCCUACUGGUGGAUUUGGGAAGUUGGCGGAAAAUUGCGCAUGGGCUAAUAUCAGGAGAACGAUUAAUUAAACACUAGGUUUGGGAAUAUGGUG